Messenger RNA from Nothobranchius furzeri (turquoise killifish), 3247 nucleotides. RefSeq names its product inositol polyphosphate-5-phosphatase B (gene inpp5b). Gene Ontology annotation, biological process: phosphatidylinositol dephosphorylation; signal transduction. Gene Ontology annotation, cellular component: membrane; cytosol. NCBI's taxonomy places the organism in Eukaryota, Metazoa, Chordata, Actinopteri, Cyprinodontiformes, Nothobranchiidae. Gene Ontology annotation, molecular function: inositol-1,4,5-trisphosphate 5-phosphatase activity; phosphatidylinositol-4,5-bisphosphate 5-phosphatase activity. The record is from RefSeq and is a predicted model, not a curated record.
UGGCAGCACGCGCGCGAGUCUGGCUGGAUCAGCAGGGAAAGAAGCAAGAAAAAACAUCUGGACCGAAGGGGAAAAUGUCGAUCCGCGUAGAGCAUGCUGGGCCGCUCCUCCGGCUGCUGCAGCGUACUUAGUGAAGGAGAAGCAACUGGGUCAGUCGGAACUCCUCCGCUGGGAUUUUUAUUUUUAUUUAUUUAUUCUAUUUUUAGGGGUGGAGGAGGUCUGCUCUAACUGUCUCAAGCUUCCAGCAUGGAUCAGUCGGUCGCAAUCCAAGAAACUUUGGAGAGGGAAGAAAACUGCGUGGUAGCUGUUCAGUGUGACGUCUUCUUUGACGAUAUCCCGGAGAGCCGGCUGCUGGGAUUGGUGGAAUCUGGAAAGGAACAUGCAAUCUUCAUUUAUGCCCACCGACGAAUGGCUAUCACAGCUGAUGACGUAUCACUUCAGGAGAUUAUACCCAUCUCUCUUGAUUUUGCUGUUGUUGAAGUUUCCUCACCAGAGCAGCUUGUCGUUGUGGGUGCAGACACCAGAGUGAGAAUAAGCUACAAGGACGAAGAGUUAGAGCUCAAACUUCCUUUUGGGUCUCACUCGCGCCUUUUUCUUGGUGAAGUCAACAAAGCGUGGAGUGAUGUUUGCAGGUUUCCCACACAGGUACCUAGAUUUGUGUGGAUCAACAAGUACAAGAAAUCCACCACAAGCCAAAAAGCUGUAAAACAAGCCAUUGCGCCCCUGGGCAAACCUAAUAAAAACAACCAGCACCAGAAAAUAGAGAAAUCUCUAGAAAAGGCAAAAGGUUCUAGCAGUGCUGCACAGAAGUCUAAAGUGUAUUCCAAUCCAGAGAGUCAGAGCAUCUACAGUCGAGAGGAGCGGGAUGAUCUGGUGCGCGCCUCCAGUCACACCACAUCCAACAAAGCCCAGAUUCUGACCAUGCCUCAGUUUGGCCUUCGAGACAACCUGAUCAGAUGUGAGCUUCUGAAAAACGAGGACCUUUACACGUAUCUGGAGGAUUUCAGCUUUUUUCUUGGUACGUACAACGUGAACGGACAGCCACCAAAGGAAAGCCUCCGUCCUUGGCUGAGCUGCAACCCUAGCCCUCCUGACAUAUACUGCGUAGGUUUUCAGGAACUCGACCUCAGCAAAGAGGCGUUUUUCUUCAGCGACACGCCCAAAGAGCCCGAGUGGACGAAGGCCGUGUCUGACGCUUUGCACGAAGGAGCCAAAUAUGCCUUAGUGAAGCUGGUGCGUCUGGUCGGCAUCAUGCUGAUCUUCUAUGUGAAGGAGGAGCAUGCCGAGUACAUCUCUGAUCUGGAGGCUGAGACUGUGGGCACGGGCAUCAUGGGAAGGAUGGGAAACAAGGGUGCUGUUGCGAUCCGUUUUCGCUUCCACAACUCCACCAUCUGUGUGGUCAACUCCCACCUUGCCGCCCACGUCGAAGAAUACGAGAGACGCAAUCAGGACUACAAGGAUAUUUGCAGCCGUCUGUUGUUUCGGCCAUACGACCUUACCCAGCCACCACUCACUAUCAUGAAGCACAAUGUGGUUUUAUGGAUCGGGGACCUGAACUACAGAAUUAGUGACCUUGAGGUGGACAGCGUGAAAGAGCUGAUCAUCAAAAAGGAUUUUAAGACGUUGCACAAAAAUGAUCAGCUCAAGAGACAGAUCGAUGAAGAGGCUGUGUUCAACGGCUUUGAGGAAGGAGCGAUUGAUUUUCAGCCCACCUACAAAUACGACACCAACUCUGACGACUGGGACACGAGUGAAAAAUGUCGCAUCCCUGCGUGGUGCGACCGCAUCCUGUGGAAAGGGAAGAACAUAAAGCAGCGACAUUACCGGAGUCACAUGGAUCUGAGGACCAGUGACCACAAACCUGUCAGCUCUUUGCUCGUCAUUGGGAUCAAGAGGAUAAACAAUGUAACCUAUAAGAAGACCUUUGAAGAGAUUGUUCGGAAUAUAGACAAAAUGGAAAAUGAGUGUAUUCCAUCUGUAACCUUAUCAAAGCGAGAGUUCCAUUUCAAGGACGUGAAGUUCAUGGAACACCAGGCAGAGACGUUAAAGCUGUUUAACGAUGGGCAGGUCCCGUGUCAAUUCGAGUUUAUCCGGAAGCCAAAUGAGGCCACGUACUCCAAACCUUGGCUCACAGCCAACCCCCCCAAAGGCUUCAUCGCUCAGCGUGGUUCUGCCGACAUUGAUCUGGAGGUUUUUGUAAACCGCACAACAGCACCAGAUCUCAACUGUGGCAAGCAAGUGAUUGAAGACAUCCUGGUGCUCCAUCUAGAGCGGGGCAAAGACUAUUUCAUCUCCGUAACUGGGAACUAUCUGCCAAGCUGUUACGGUUCCUCUAUUUAUUCUUUGUGUCACAUGAGGGAACCCAUUCGAGACAUGCCACAAGAAACUCUACUUCAGCUUGCUGAGAAGUCUGCAGCUGACUUUGCAGAAUCUACUGAAAAGCCUCUUGACAUUCCUAAAGAACUUUGGAUGAUGGUGGAUCAUUUGUUUCGCAAUGCAGUCAAACAAGAAGACUUAUUUCAACAGCCAGGUCUUCGAAGUGAAUUUGCUGAAAUAAGGAAUUGUCUUGAUUCAGGGAUGCCAGAUUCCCUCCCGGGCAGUAACCACUCAGUAGCAGAAGCCUUGCUGCUCUUCCUCGACGCCCUCCCCGAGCCCGUGGUUCCAUUCUCCAUUUACCCGCAGUGCCUCGAAUGCUGCUCCAACCCCAGCCAGUGUGAGAAAAUUAUUUCCAUGCUACCUCAGUGCCAUAAAAACGUGUUCAACUAUUUAGCUGCCUUUCUUCGUGAAUUGUUGAAGAAUUCAGCUAGCAAUCGAUUAGAUGUCAGCAUUCUGGCCACCAUUUUUGCCUCCUUGAUUCUGAGGUCACCUUCGAAACAGGAUCUUGCAGAAAAGAGGAAGACUCAAGAGUUCUUUCAGCAUUUCCUGAACCACGGCUCUUCGUAGAUGGAGUAAUGAAGACGAACACUAAAAUCCACAAAGCCCAGUAUUUGACGAGAACUGUAACCAUGUAAUUGUGUAAUGUCUUAAUUGUGAGAUAAUUUGAUAUUAGUUCACAAACAUUUUUAUUUACUUGAUCAUGCACAGAGUGUUGUAUGUUAUUGAGCACAUGUAGAAGCUGAACAUUUAAAUGUUUGUGAAUUUUAUUUAAAGAAUAAAUUCUAUUAGAAUGUUUUUAUAGAAAAUCUGUCAGAAAAAGAUUUGUCAAUAUUUUUUUUAUAAAUUUACUCAUAUUAAACGUUUAAACCCC